This is a messenger RNA of Salvia splendens (bonfire salvia), 1173 nucleotides long. Its product is annotated as probable membrane-associated kinase regulator 2. Lineage: Eukaryota; Viridiplantae; Streptophyta; Magnoliopsida; Lamiales; Lamiaceae. Gene Ontology annotation, cellular component: plasma membrane. The transcript is spliced from 2 exons. Bases 164 to 1099 code for a protein of 311 amino acids. The record is from RefSeq and is a predicted model, not a curated record.
CAAGACAAACUUUCUUUAUCUUCCACCCUCACCACCGCAUGCUGUAACUGCAAACAGGCUCUCUCUCUCUCUCUAACAAACAGCCUUUAAAUAUCAUUGUUUAUUCUGUUCCGGUAUAAACUCAGCUGCUAAACUGGCUCUACCUACUCUGGAAGCCCUAACCAUGCUCAAUUACUGGCGCACAACCGGCGCCGCCAAUGGUGGAAACUCCACCCUCACCUCACGCCCCACCACUCCCCUCUUCCUCCCCUUCUCGGACUUCGGCUUCGACGGUCCAUUCUUCGACCUCGAAUUCACCCUCUCCAAUCACAUCAACGCCCACGCAUCUCCAAAUUCCGGCGACUCAUCCGAAUACGAAGAAGACAUGCGAGAAAUCGAGCUCAACCUGGACGCCAUCAAUCAAAAUUUGAAACCGCCGUCGACCACCGAAUCGAAUAACUCAGAAGAAAAUCCCAAAUUCCCCCUUUCGUUUGUGAAAACGGCGGGAAAAUUCGGAGUCCUCUUCAGAAAACCUAAUUUCUCAAAUGAGGGUGUUGAGAAAAUCGAGAAACCGAAGAAUGAGCUUCUUCGGGUUAAAUUCCAAGUGGAUGAAGUGAAAGGACCGCUGAUUUCUCUGUUUGCCAGAGAUUGUAGCAUCUCGGAAGAUCCAGACACGAAUUCCGAUUCGGAGAAGUUGGGGAAAGAAAUUCUGCACAAGUACUUAAAUAUUCUCAAGCCUUUGUACGUCCGUGUUGAGAAGAUGAGGUUUUCCGGCCAGCUGAGAGGUCGGGAUUGCGGCAGCGCAGCCUCUCCUCCGCCGGAGAUGGCGAAAUCGGGGUUUCGGAGCAAUAGUAAUCUGCAGGCGGGGAUUAAAGUGGUGCGUAAGCAUUUGGUGAAGAGCCGGUCAACUUCGGCCGGGGCGGCGGCGGUGGUGUCGCCGCCGGGAAACCGCCGUGACGACUCGCUGUUGGAGGUGCAGGAUGGGAUUCAAGGCGCUAUUUUGCAUUGCAAGAGAUCAUUCCAUUCAAAUAGUGAAAGAGAAUUGUCCCAGUCGGUGAGUGAUGCAUGCUGCGAGAAGUCUGUGAUUUCUUCUACUUUAUAUUCCGGGAAAGUUGUAUAGACAAUGGAGUAUAAUUUAUAACUUGUUGUAUAUUGUAAAAUCAGUGAAAAUAUUCAGUGUUUGAUUUGAGAAAA